Molecule: messenger RNA, 2798 nt
Organism: Nilaparvata lugens (brown planthopper)
Lineage: Eukaryota; Metazoa; Arthropoda; Insecta; Hemiptera; Delphacidae
Product: allergen Tha p 1
Exons: 3
Coding region: 1283-2443 (386 amino acids)
Biological process (GO): regulation of transcription by RNA polymerase II
Cellular component (GO): nucleus
Molecular function (GO): RNA polymerase II transcription regulatory region sequence-specific DNA binding; DNA-binding transcription factor activity, RNA polymerase II-specific
Source: RefSeq, a predicted model, not a curated record
UUAUGUUUUAUGAAAGUGUUGUUUUAUAAUUUUAGAUUAGGCAAUAAUAAGAAUUAGAUAAGACAAUAUCUUAUAUUUUCAACCCUGAACUACAUGCUAGGCGCCUUCUAAUGAUAUUACACGCGCGCGGCAAGUGCCGCUAACUUAUAUGUAAAUUGUGUGUUUUCAAACCUCUCUCAAACUUAUUUCAUAGAAUUUAAGCUGUACAUGGAUGAUGAAAAUGAGAAAAACUUUAUUGAUACGAUAUUAUUCAUUCAAAUAGAGAAAACAAGCUUCUAUGAAAAUACAAAAUAAUAAUAUUAGUAUUUAAGGAAAAGUGGUUAUCAACUUCAUUAAAGGAAAAUAACAUUUAAAAAUGAUAAUAUAAUAAAAAUAAAAGAUUAUUGAGUGCAAUUGUAAAGUUUAUUCAUCUUAAAAAUGAGGUCUUCCCACUUCAACAGUCAGCUGCACACCGAAGAAACGCCCCCCGACUCCCACCAACACUAUCAUCUACUACGGAAAGGUAUGAUGAAAGAGAACGUGGAAGCACUGGAAAAUGGUAGCUAUUGAAGCCACCUUAAAAGAACGAAUAUGCAGAAGUGCGGUACGCUAUGCCGCUAUGCGUGUAAUUGAGGGUGAAUAAAGUAAGGUUAUAAAAUGGAGUAGCAUUGAACUUGAGAAUUGAUAAUAAGCAAAAACUCGCUGAAGUCUAGGCCCAGAGCCGAUAUACCUGAGUUAUAAUCAUGAUCAUACCUGCCAUAGACUGGAGUCUUGCGAUUUGAGUCGAGGUAGUGUGUGUUGAUUAGGUUAUAACUAAAUUCUAUACAGUAUGGUGAAUGCGAUUCUUAUGUGAUGGACAUGUUAAAUUGUCGUAGUCCCGGCUGAUAUAACAGUCAUGAGGCCUCAUUGACAGCUUGAAUUUAAUUGUAUACUAAGACAAGCUGAAUCUUCCGUCAGGGAUUACCCUCUAAUAAUAUUGAGCCUGUAUCUCCUACCGUCUAUAGAAGGCAUUGACAAGACAGAGUUUUCCCCUUGCAGACAAGAGAAGACUUCAGGAGUGGUUAGUGAAGAUUCGACAAGAGGGAUUUGCUCCAACUGUACACUCUGUAAUCUGCUCACAGCAUUCCAUCCUUAAUGCUUCUGGAAAAGUGCCAAUAAAAGUCUUUUGAAGCCAUCGGCAAUUCCAUCAAUUUUCCAGGAUCGCUAAAAAAAGGGAGAAGAUUGUGGAGGCCACAGUCGAUCCAGUCCAGUCGAGAUUCAGCCAGGUUACUUGGAUCUGAAUUCUCAAGGUCAAGACGACUCAAUGUCGAUGCCUCAUCCACAACAUCAAGGACCAGACAUGGACAACUGUGAUUGGCCAAUCCAUGAACCAGAUCAACAUCAAGACACCAUUGAAGAUAAGUAUCACACCCAACUCAAUGUGGAUAAUCAAAGUGAAUACUUGGACCACAAUUACUCGAAACAUCCCAUUGAAAUAAUUUGGCUCAAACCAGAGGAACUAGUUGAAGAAGAUGAAGAAGAAAAACAACAACAACUUGGAGCUGAAUUUGAAGUGAGAAGUGGAGAAAUAAAGCAAGAGAGUGACACCUGUCUGCAGAUUGAAAGCGUCUAUUCUCUCCCCUUAGAUAGACUGAACUCUGGCCCCUCUGUUCUUGAACACAUGAAAUUCGAGACUGAAGAAGUUAAGGAAGAGCACACAUCUUUCAAAACGGACUAUUCAGAUGCAUUGAUGCAAACAGAAGGUUUUUAUUCAGAUGUAGUAUCUGAGAAUUAUGAAAUUGAAAAUGUGUCAUCUGGACUAUGUCCACCAUACUUUGAGGAACAAGAUGGUUCAAGCUCCCAUAAUUCCAUUGAUGCAACUCCUGGGAAUUCUAUGAUGGAAGAUUCUGAAGAAGAUUUUAAUGAGGUGGACUUACUAAUCAAAAAUGCAAGGAAGAAUGUGAUUGAUGCAGCAAGUGAUAGUGAAUCAACAAAGUGUCAGUCGUAUGGUGAAGUAUUCAGCAACACUGGAGAAUCGAAUCUUCAUUGUAGAAUACACGAAGUGGAAAAACAUGUUUGCGGAUUCUGUGACUACAAAGCAAGAUGGAGAUCACAUCUUAUCAUUCAUCUAAAGACCCAUGCAGGAAAAAGACACUUUAGCUGUGAUUUAUGUGACUACAAAGCAACACAUAAAAAACAUCUCAUCCCUCAUCUAAGGACACACACAGGAGAAAGACCUUUCGGCUGUGAUUUCUGUGAUUACAAAGCAACACUGAAAUCAGAUCUUAUCAGACAUUUAAUGUCACACACUGGAGAAAGACCCUUUAGCUGUGAUUUGUGUGACUACAAAGCAACACGGAAAUCAAAUCUCAUCAUUCAUCUAAGGACCCACACAGGAGAAAGACCCUUCUGCUGUGAACAUUGUGACUACAAAUCAUCACAGAAAUCAAGUCUUACUAGACAUCUAAAGACACACACUCGAUAAGACCCUUCAGCUGCGAUUUCUGUGUCCACAAAGCAACAUGGAAAUCAAAUUCUCAUCACACAUUUAAAGUUACUUACUGAGAAAAAGCCUUCAGUAGUAAUUUCUGUGACUACAACUCAAUACAGAAAUCAAAUUACAGUUCAAUAGCACUGCCCCAUUCUCUCUUCAUGUGCCUGUCGUUGGCUACCAUGGUGGCUAGCUUCACUCUAUCCACAGCUGCACAAAACUAUUCUGCGUUUUUCAUGGAAAAUCAUUUUUCAGACAUGAAAUAAUUUUGUUAAUUGUUAUAAUUUUAAUAAUUAUUAUUAUUCAAGUAUUUAAUAAUUAUUAUUAAUAAUUAAUUAAUUUUGUUAAU